Nilaparvata lugens (brown planthopper) is the source of this 5193-nucleotide messenger RNA. RefSeq names its product voltage-dependent calcium channel subunit alpha-2/delta-3 (gene Ca-Ma2d). Gene Ontology annotation, cellular component: voltage-gated calcium channel complex. The record is from RefSeq and is a predicted model, not a curated record. The coding region runs from base 529 to 4293 and encodes 1254 amino acids. The transcript has 29 exons. Lineage: Eukaryota; Metazoa; Arthropoda; Insecta; Hemiptera; Delphacidae. Gene Ontology annotation, molecular function: voltage-gated calcium channel activity.
GUCAACCUCACUAUACUGUAGUUGUAUUUUCUUUCCCGUAGUGUUGUAUUCAUUCAUAAAAGAUGAUUAAUCCAUUAUUUGGUUUCGUCUCUUCAAAUAGAAUAUUACAUUUACCAAUGUACCAAUUUACCAUAUGCCAAUAAUCCAAUUACGAUAUUUUUUGCAAAAUCGCAACUUUUCUUUGAGAAAGAUGAUUAACCAGGAAGCUAUUGGUCGCGUGCCAUAGCACGGGAUGAAAACUGCAAAAUGUGAAAUAUACGAUGGUGAUGCUGAUGGGGGGAGGGGAUAGUGUUUGUGUGUGUGUGUGUUUACGUAGUAGUGUCGGGACAGCUUGUAGUGCAGCCAAAAAGUGAUUUCCAAAAAUAGCUGACGGCCCUUGUCGGGGGCCAAGCGAGCCAGUCAACUCUCCGCCCUAUCUCCAACAACUCUUCAGUCUCUCCUCCGAAUUGCCGAUGGUUGUGUCCAGUGCUCUUCAGGGAUCGAACCCUGGACUUUGAACAUGCGACGUCUCAGAUCCUGAUCUGCAAUAUGACACGUGCGAUCUUUUUUGUGUUAUUGCUGUUUGUGGCUGGGCCAAGCUACAUACAUUCCAAUGAGGAAGAAACAGUUGAAACAUGGGCGACAAAACUUGGAGAAGAGAUAUGGGAGCUUGGACAGCUUGUAACCAGGAUACCAGAAAUCAGACAGAAAUACAAAGUGCUGAAUGCUCGCGUUCUACCCACUGAUGGAGAGGCUAUUCUCAACACUAUAGUCACCAAUGUCAAUCGAAUGAUGAAGUCAAAAAUGGAUGCUGUAAUGUGCCUGAUAGAGGCGGCCGAACAGCUGUCGGAGAGGUUUGACUACAACGUGUCAUCUGUGCUGACCUAUCGUAGUGCCAAGCUGUCCUCCCUGGAGGAGGAGGCAGAGGAGGGGGUGACACCGCAGCCAAUCGUGCCCAAGCGCAUUCAGGACGAGGAGUUCUACGCCGAGUACCGCACCAUGCAGCUCGACAAGCACAAUCACUUCUAUGGCAUACCUGUCAACACUGACUACAGCGCUGUACAUGUUCCGACCGAUGUCUUCGACCAAGCCGAGAAUGUGAAAGAGCACAUCCAGUGGUCAGAGGCGUUGGACGAAGUAUUUGUUAGGAACUAUCGGAGCGAUCCAACACUGAAAUGGCAAUACUUUGGUGGUAACAGUGGCUUCCUUCGCCUCUAUCCUGCACUGCGCUGGAACGGUGACGUGGACGAGUUCGACUGCCGGACCCGACCCUGGUUCAUAGAGGCGGCCACCUGCUCCAAGGAUGUCGUCAUCCUGGUGGACAACUCGGGCUCCAUGACGGGCAUGCGUGCCACCAUCGCUCGCCAAACCGUCAACUCCAUCCUCAACACAUUCAGCAACAACGACUUCAUCAACAUCUUCGCCUUCAACAACGUCUCCUACAACAUUGUGCCCUGCUUCACUUCUGACAUGCUUGUGCAGGCGACUCAAGAAAAUAUAAAAACCUUUAAAGAAGCUAUAGACAGCAUUAAGCCAGAUGGUAAAGCGAACUUCACAGAUGCCUAUAUCACUGCUUUCAACCUUCUAGAACAGUACCGAGAGAGGCGCAACUGCCCGCAGCGGACGUGCAACCAGGCGGUGAUGCUGGUGACUGACAGUGUCACCGACAACCUGACUGAGGUCUUCCAGACGUACAACUGGUUCGACAACCGCACACACGUGCCUGUGCGAGUGUUCACCUACCUCAUCGGUCGCGAGGUCACCAAGGUGCGCGAGAUACAGUGGAUGGCCUGUCUCAACCGAGGUUAUUACGUGCACAUCCAGACCCUGGAAGAAGCACAGGGCCAAGUGCUGAAGUACAUCCCAGUGGUGGCCAGGCCUCUGGUUCUGCAGGGAGUCGAACAUCCCCUGUCCUGGACUCAUCCCUUUGCCGAUAUCACUGAUCCUGCAGUUUCGUCAUGGCUGUGGGAUGUAAUGGAUUUUGAUGAUCAGAAGCAACGCCUCUGGAAUCACAGUAGCAAUCAAAAUGAUUAUUUCAGCCAGCGCAAAGAAGACAAUAAAUAUAUUCGUAAAGUAACACAGGGUGAAGUAGGUGAGGAGGAUCUAGUAGAGUUCCAGGAGUACAGAAUGAUGACAUCUGUCUCAGGUCCCGCCUUCGAUAGGAAGAAGAAUAAAAACAAUGAGACCAAAAGUGCUGAUCUUCUUGGAAUUGCUGGUACUGACGUUCAUAUAAAGGACAUCGAGAAACUUACACUUGCUUACAAGAUUGGUGCAAAUGGAUAUGCAUUCAUCAUAACAAACAAUGGUUAUCUCAUGUCACAUCCAGAUCUUAGACCUGUGCACAAAGGAAUUCUAAAGGAUAACUACAACAGUGUGGAUCUGACAGAAGUUGAGCUGCUUGACGACAACAUAACAGAUCCAAGAGAGCCAAGUGAAGAAAUACUUGAGCUUCGUCGAAUAAUGGUAGAGCACAAUGAAGGGAAAACGCUGAAUUUGAAAAUGAAAUUUCAUUACGAUGACUUUAGAAGAGUAGGAGCUGAAACACGACAUUACUAUUAUGCGCCACUCGAAAACACUUCGUUCUCACUGGGUCUGGUGCUUCCACAUUCCUAUGGAAACUAUUGGAUUAAAGCUGGAGACGAAAUUCGAAAAACAUAUCAAAUGGGUGAGAGUGUUGCUGACUAUUUCAGAGGGAACUGGAGAAUACAUCCUGAUUGGGUGUAUUGUGACUAUCACCGCGACACAAGUCAUUGGAACGAGAGCCGCGAAGAAAGACUGGUUGAGUUCAUGAAGCGCAUGCGCAGUCCCCAUUGGAAGUGGCAUGAACAGUAUCCAAACGAUCCAAAUGAUGAAGAAGAUGUUUGCAAUAGAACAGCAAUCGGAGAUGACGAAUAUUACUGUGAUAAAGAGCUAAUGCAAUUGUUGGUAUUCGACGGAAAGAGCACUCACUUAUCCUAUGAACAGAAGAAGUAUAUUGCCAAAACCAGACGCGAGCUUGAACUGGUGAACAAAUAUAAUGUCUCACUCAGAUUUGUUGCCACUCAAAGCGGUCUGACAAGAUGGCAGUACAUAAAAGAGAGAGCAGAUGAGCAAAAUGAAUGGGGUGACUCGAAUAACGAAGCACUGAAUGAGCCGUGGUAUCGUAGUGCGGUGUUGCAACACCACAUUGACGCUGAUGCGUUUGUUCUGUCAAUGCCAUUCGAUCCAGAGCGCGCAAAAACGAUGACGGCCAGUCAUGCGAUUUUCCACAGAGACGGAGGCCAUGAAGCACCCGGCUCGGUGGUUGGAUUCCAUUUCCCAUACGACAACUUCUACAAUAGUUUCAUCAAGAUUAUUUCACGAUCAAAUUGUCCUGACUGUGCGGUGAGUUGUCAAUCGGACACGCAUGACUGCUACGUGAUCGACGGCAACGGCUACGUGGUUUGGUCACGUGACAACCUGACUGGCGUCUUCUUCGGCGACAUGGAGGGCGCCGUGAUGGAGGCCAUGGUCUCCAAGAACAUCUUCCGCCGCAUUAAGAUGUUUGACUACCAGGGACUUUGCUUCGAUACUGUUCAGGUCGAUAGCAGCGCUAUCAGUCUAUUGACGCCAUUCAAGCAACUGUUCAACUUAGUCAUGUCAAUGUCAAGCACCUUACUAUGGUACUUGAUGGAGUUAUCUUUAUGGAGGCCAGUGUACUCGUAUGAUGAUGGAGUGAUGUCAGAGGUGCCUCCCGUUCAUGAUACAACACCGACUCAGGAAGACACUGAAGAAGACGGCUUCAAUCUGUUCUACAGCUUGGGCGAUUUUCUUUUCAAAUAUUACGAUGAAAUAGAGAGCGGAGGAACAGGUGAAGAAGGCGGUGAGAAGGUGUUCUAUCGGCGCAAAACUUCUCAGGUUCGCAACACUACGGUGGCCAGACCGUGUGACCGGCAGGGCGAUCUUUACCUGCUGCAACAUCUCAGCAAGGAGGGGUAUCACUCCUCAACCAUUGUCAACUGUUCCAGACCAUUCAUUGUGAAAAGAAUUCCGCACACGAAUCUCCUGUUGAUAGUGAUAAACGCGCUAUACCAGAGUUGUUAUGUGAAACUGAAUGCUGAAAUGACUGAAAUUGAGUAUAACAACACGUAUGGUCCAAACCAGAGCUGUCAAAAGUUGUACUUGAACACUUUGCCCAGGCGAAAGUUGACUGGUUGCUUCAGUGAGCAUCCACUGGAGAAUGAGAUCAUAACCUGCGGCAGAGGAAGCCAUCUUGAAGUUCAUACAUUACUUCUUGUUCUUGUAUCUGCCAUUCCUUUAUUGAAUAGCCUGUCGAAUGCCAUUAGGAGAAGUUGACAUUAUUCCCAUUUUCAAUAAAUAAAUUAUCUAUUAUUUUAGCUGUUUUCCAACAAAGGUACUCAACAUCAAGGAGCAUUGUACUAGUCACAAAUUUUUCCAUUGAUUGAAGAGUACAGUGUUCUAAAUGUCUUUUAAUAACUUCUUAACAAGUUGCGCAAAAGCAUUUUAAAUUUUAAUCAUGAUUAAAUAACACGAGAAACAAUUGUAGAAGGCUUAAGAGAGAUAUUUUUUUAUUGGUUCCCGUAGCAUUUGAUCACAGUAUAAAUUUAACGGGUUUUUGUACAACCGGGCCUUAGGUUGGAAGAGCUCCGCUUGAUCUUCCUCUUAAAGUAAAACUUCAUUUUAGUUUUAUUUAUUCGUACUCCAGUCUAACUGGAUUUUACAUUAUUUGUGGUAUAUUUUCCCACUCAUUUAAGAUGAGCACCUUCAGACAAUUUGUCUUUACUUUUUCAAGAGGGUUUUUUUCAAGUUUUUCCACUAAUCAAGUAUUCAAAUUGAAAUAAGGAUUGUUUUAUAGAGUAAUUUGUCAGAGUCUUCGAAUAUAAUGAGAGAAUUAGACAAAUUCUUUGGAAGAUGUAUUUGAAGAACUAUUAAAUGUCUCAUCGAAAUUUAAUGUGAUUCAUAAUCUGAGUGAGCCAUAUUAUGCAGUGGGAUCAGAGUCAAAUUUGAUUUAAUAUACCCAUUCAUUAGUGCCUUGAACUAAGUUCAUUAUAAUUCAAUAAAUUAUUAUUGUUGUAUUGUUUUUAUUGUUAUGCAAAUAUGUAAUAUUAUUAUUGUUGUGCAGACAAGUAUUUGGCUUGUUAAUCCUUUACUAUUUGGAAUUCAUAUUCAUUUGAAAUCAGUUCCUCAUUAGACUUGUAAAUAUAAGUUGAAAAUAAAUUUGGGAUUUUAAAGAAA